This is a messenger RNA of Xiphophorus hellerii (green swordtail), 2601 nucleotides long. RefSeq names its product kelch repeat and BTB domain-containing protein 11-like. NCBI's taxonomy places the organism in Eukaryota, Metazoa, Chordata, Actinopteri, Cyprinodontiformes, Poeciliidae. Bases 99 to 1229 code for a protein of 376 amino acids. The record is from RefSeq and is a predicted model, not a curated record. Gene Ontology annotation, molecular function: protein binding. The transcript has a single exon.
UGAAAGAGCGCAGCGAACUGGGCGUCAACUGCUGAGGAUUUUAUUAAAAAGGUGAUCACUGGGCCUGACAGGAUCCCGAUCGAACCGAGCCGGUAACUAUGGACCAGAUGGCAGCGGACGAGGUGAAGCAUCCAGACCGCAGCGACAACCUGCCGCAGAUCACCGCGGAAAACUGCUACGAUCUGCUGGAAGAGGCGAAGCGCUGCGGCUCCGAGCGCGACAAGCAGCGGCUGCUGGACUUCAUGAGUGACCAGUACCUGCAGGUUCUGCGGAGCCCCGCCGUGUUCGGCCGGCUCACCGCCGCGGAGAGGGAGCUCAUCCUGGCCCGCAGGAUGGAGGGGCGGAAGGUGCUGGCGGUGGCCGAGACCUCCGAGGUGCUGGACAGCAGCCGCCCGCAGAGCCCGCAGCGGGAGGACCCCGCCCCGCGCCGGGUGUUCUGCCUCCACCCGGACUCCCAGCGCUGGGAGCUGCUGACCGUCCUGCCGGAGGAAGUCCCGGCUAAAGGCUCCGGGAUGUGCACCCUCUACAACUACCUGUUCGUGGCGGGCGGGAUGGGGACGCAGGACGGCCGCUCCACGGCGUCGGACCGGGUGUUCUGCUUCAACCCGCGGACCGGCCUCUGGACCCGGGUCCGCCCGCUGACGCAGCCGCGCUGCCAGCUGCGGCUGGUCUCCAUGGACGGACACCUGUACGCCAUCGGGGGGGAGUGUCUGUUCACCGUGGAGCGCUACGACCCGCGCGCGGACAGGUGGGCUCACGUGGCUCCGCUGCCCAGAGGCUCCUUUGCCGUCGCGCACGAGGCUGUUGCGUGCGGCGGCGCGCUGUUCGUGUCCGGCGGCUCGCUCUUCUACCGCCUGCUGCGAUACGACAGCCGCCGCGACGAGUGGGAGGAGUGUCCGUUCAACGAGAGCCGGCGGCGCUCCGCCGACAUGGUGGCGCACCGCAGCCUCAUCUACCGCUUCGACGUGGAGCGGGAGCGCGCGGCCGUGAGCGUGUACAGGUACAACACGCUGGUGAAGGUGUGGCUCGGCGGCGCGCGCUUCCCGCUCGACAACCCGCAGCCGUUCCGCUGUGCGGUGCUCGGAGACCGCAUCUACUGCGUGAGCCGCGGCCACGCGCUGCAGUUCGAGGUGCGUGAGGAGCGCGAGGGCUUCCUGUCGGAGGUGCUUCCGGGUCCCGCGGAGGCCCGCGGGUCCCUGGUACCGUUCGUCCUCAGUCUGGACAAGUGACCCGAACCGGGUCAGCCGCGGUGCCUUCCGCUGGGAGGUUGCUGGUUCGAGUCCCAGUUCAGUAAAAGUAUCAGUUAAUUUAACCAGUAAUUCAGUUCAAAAAGUGCAAUUUGUAAAUUAAAUACAUUCAUUUUGAUUAUUAUUGCUUACAGCUAAUAAAAAUAUAUAUGUGUUAAUCAAUGAUAAUUUGGUUUAUCGCCGGAUAAAUUAUCUUUAUUGAGCAGAAAAAGAGGAAUAGAAUGAAAUAUAUUGAAAAUAUCUUUUAAAAAAUGAGGACAACUAGAAAUAAAUAAAGGCAACAUUAAGAAAUAAAGUACGAUUUACAUGAAACAAAUAAACAAAAAUAAGUUUUAUAGAUGUGACGUCAAAUCACACAGGGACUGCUAGCUUAGCAUUGGUUGUCUGUUUAUUAAAAUAUUAAGAGCCUUUUGAGGGCCGAAGAGCCCAAAACCUCUCAGGUCGACGGUGUCACAUCCUGAGGUCAGUAAUCUGUGAUAAACAUGAACUCAUAAAUGUUCCAACAGAAAUGUAAGGCAUGCUCUGGUGCCACUGGGUUGAUUGCCUGGUUAUUGGUGGAAUAAAACGUUUUGGAUUUUUCCUGCUCUGGAGCACACAGGUGUGUCAACCACAUCCAGGUGAAAAGACAACCGGCAAUGCCUUUAGAGAAGCAACUGUUGCUGUCCAUCAAUCUUUGAAAGGCAGCAAAUACCCUCAAAAUCUAUGGAAAAGUUGGUGGAGGUUUGAUGAUUUGGGAGUUUUUCCCAUCAGGACCAGAUUAGAUUAAGGGCUGUUUCUGCUUCCUGUCAGAUUAAACUAAAAUGAUGUCUUAGUUUUCAAGUCUUGAAUGUUUCACUCUGAUCCAACUGGAGAAUAAAGCUGCCUCCAGUAUUUAACUGGUUUGUGUCUCCUUCCUCUGAAACUCUCCUCCUCUUCCUCAGGCUUGAAUCUGACAAGCAGAAACAGUUUUAUCUUUGGAGCUGUGAGUGAACGGCUGUGUUUCCUGCAGUCAGCGCGUUGCUUCCCUCAAACAGCCAACAGAGCUGCAGUGUCUCCGGCCUGAAUGGCUCUCUUUCAUAUUUCCUCUCCUCAGUUUAAUAUCCUGCAUGUGUCUGGAUUACUAAUGUGAUCCUGAGCUGCAACAUGAAGCAAUCAUCUGAGAGAAAAUAUAAUCCAGACAUAAAAUCCAACUUUUAGACCUGAAAUUACAGAAACAUGAGAUUUGGAAAUGAUUGGAAAAUGUCUGAUUUUAUGAGUAUUUUAUGGAAAUCAAAUAUGGAUCAACUUUGGCUUAUAUUCUGUUGUUUAUGCUGAACUCUUAUAUCUUUAAAAUGUAUUUACUGCUUUUUAUCCAUAAAGUUUUUGUCACAUCCAA